This is a messenger RNA of Penicillium oxalicum, 1017 nucleotides long. Its product is annotated as class I SAM-dependent methyltransferase. The transcript has 3 exons. Gene Ontology annotation, molecular function: methyltransferase activity. Lineage: Eukaryota; Fungi; Ascomycota; Eurotiomycetes; Eurotiales; Aspergillaceae. Bases 1 to 1017 code for a protein of 338 amino acids. The record is from RefSeq and is a predicted model, not a curated record.
AUGUCCCAACCAAAUCCCAAUGAGAGUAUUCAAGUCGAUACCAGCGAUGAUGACUCCCUCGUCGAUACGCAAACACUCGUCGAUUCAAAUCUCUCGUUUGCUUCCUCGGUUCGAGACUAUUGCUACGAGAACGGGCGACGCUACCACGCCUACCGUCAUGGCCAAUAUCCAUUCCCCAACGACGAGGAAGAACAAGCUCGCCUCGCCCUGAUGCACCACCUCUUCAAGAUGCUCUCCGGUGGUGACUUGUAUCGUGCUCCCUUCACACGCAACUCCUCGCUUCUCCCACAAGUCCCCUCUCGCAUCCUCGACAUUGGAACCGGCACCGCCGAAUGGGCCACCGAAAUGGCCGAAGACUUCCCCACCACCACCAUCCUCGGUACCGAUCUCUCGCCAAUCCAGCCCUCCUGGGCGCCGCCCAAUUGUCGCUUCUUCAUCGAUGAUGCCGAGUCCGAUUGGGCUUUUUCCCCGUCCGAGGCGUUUGACUAUAUCCACGCGCGCAGUCUGGGCGGGGGAAUCGCCGACUGGCCGCGCCUGCUACGUCAGGCGUAUACGCAUCUGAAGCCGGGCGGGUGGUUCGAGGCGCAGGAAUUCGAGACGUUGGUGUUGAGUGAUGACGGGACGCAUACACGGGCGACCAACGUUCUGGCGUGGCAGGAUCAAUUGAACCAAGCUAGUAAAAAGUUUGGGAAACCGGUAAAUGUGGCGCCGAGGCUAUCGGGGUGGAUGGAGGAUGCGGGCUUUGUGAAUGUGGCGGAUGAUGUCUACAAGUGUCCCGUCGGAGGUUGGGCCAAGAAUCGCCGCCUCAAGGAAAUCGGCCGCGUUGGCAAAGUCACCAUCUUAGAGGUGGUGGAACCUUACACGCUCGCCCUCUUCACUCGCGUCUUGGGCUUCUCCUACCAGGAUGCGCAAGAAUACAUGGAGAAAGUGCGUGCGGAACUGAUGAGCAGUAAGCUCCAUCUUUAUGUGCUGUUUCAUUUUGUGUACGGGCAAAAGCCGCUCGACACAAGUCAAUAA